AUGAUGAUGAGUGUGGCAUAUUCCGAUACAAAGCAAUGGACAUGUAAGAUAUGUACAUUCUCAAAUUACAUAUCAGCAUACCCAGAGUGUCAUGUGUGUCAACGAAUCGAUCCGCUGCUGAUUGAAACCAGUUACUUAGAAAUACCAGUGAGAGACUCGAAAACAGUGACGUCUCUGGCGGUAGGCAAUCGUCAAAAUCAAGAUGAAAUCGAUGCAAGAAAAAGUUUCAAUGAAAUUAUCUCAUAUUGUCGACAAGUGAAAACCAACUUCGUUGAUGAUCAGUUUCUUCCAUCAUCUCGUUCGAUUGGCUAUAAGACUGAAAAUGAUCUCCAAUGGUUACGAGUUUCUCAAACACGCCCAUUAUCAUUGCGAGAAGACAAGUAUUUGACUUGGACCGUUUAUUCAUCACCUUCGCCUGCUGAUAUUCAGCAAGGAAUAUUGGGAAACUGUUGGUUAAUGGCAGCGUUGAGUUUGAUUGCGGAACAGCCGCAUAUUGUCGAACAAAUUGUCUUAACUAAGAUGAUCAACGAAGAGGGAGCUUAUCUUGUACGCAUCUGUUAUAAUGGUGUUUGGAAAAUAAUACUCGUCGAUGAUUAUUUUCCGUGUACAGUUCAUAAUCAAUUAGCAUAUUCUCAAGCAAGUCGUCACCAGAUAUAUAUUCCAUUAAUUGAGAAGGCAUGUGCGAAACUAUUUGGUUCCUAUGCAGAAUUAUGCAGUGGAUUUCUCGAAGAAGGUCUGCAGCUAUUAACAGGUGCGCCAUGCGAUUGUAUCAAUAUUAAUCGAGAUAGUGAUGAAUUCCAAAGUCAUACUAUUUGGGCAAAACUUCUAUCAGCUUGUGAACUUCGAUUAUUAAUUGGUGCAUCAACGGGUUGUACCAAUGUGACCGAAGAGGAAUACCGUGAGGUAAAUAUAAACCCUAACCACGCGUUUUCUAUUCUUGCUGUCUGUGCUCUUUCAAAUAUCUCUAUGCAAUUUGUACUCGUGCGUGAUCCACAUGCAGCUACAAAUUAUUGUGAAAUACUGAUAACACCGCUAAUUCUCGCUCAAUUAAAUUCUUCUAUUCAAUUUUCUCCACCGUCAGGUGCCUUUUGGAUUUCGUGGCCACUCUUUCUUCAAUACUUUGCUUCAAUUACGAUAUCAUCUUAUCGAAGUGACUAUUAUGAUGUACGACAUGUUGCUCAAUUUACUCGCUCAUCAAAAGAAUCCAUUCCAACAUUUCAGUUCUAUGUACCAAAAAAAUCAUUGAUUACUAUUAGUCUCCUUUAUCAUCGUCAAAGUCGUUGGUUACCUUGCUCCCACACACAAUGCUUUGUCUUAUGCGAUAUAAACGAUCGACAAAUGAGAACUCUUGGCACCCAUUUAUCAAUCCUACAAACAGAUCGUCGUUCGUUUACACAAUGGACCGGUUCAUUAGAGUCAGGCUAUUACAUACUUAUACCAUUCUCCACUACCUUUUGGAAUGAAGAAAAUUGUGAACUUCAACGAGAUUAUACAGUUGUUGUACAUUCGAAUGUUCAAUUCGAUUUGCAACUAGUUAUUGAACCAGCAACAGUUCUCACCGAUUGCUUUAUUAGCGCUAUAUCAAAGCGAGGCAGUUCAAUAACUCAGGAUCAAUGCUUUAAUUAUUAUGUCAUACGCGGUCCAUCGGAUUUUUUUCUUUUUAUCGCAGAAAACUUGUCUACAAUCGAUUAUUUAAACAUUGAAUUGGACUUGAGCGAUUCAGCUUGUAUACAAAGUUCUCGUCAAGCAUUUAUCACUCACGACUGCAUUCCACCGCAUCACCGACAAGUUAUAUUUUUUAUGGAAUGGACUGAUACGCACAACAGAACUCCCCGUUUUCAGUAUACUUUUGAUUAUUCCUACACUAGACUAGCAAGUCAAUCCAUACCAGUCAUCGAUAUUUAUCAGCAUGAUUUUCAUUCAUAUCGUUCGAUUUAG
Messenger RNA from Adineta ricciae, 1938 nucleotides. Lineage: Eukaryota; Metazoa; Rotifera; Eurotatoria; Adinetida; Adinetidae. The record is from the annotation of a GenBank genome assembly.